This is a messenger RNA of Paramuricea clavata, 795 nucleotides long. The record is from the annotation of a GenBank genome assembly. Lineage: Eukaryota; Metazoa; Cnidaria; Anthozoa; Malacalcyonacea; Plexauridae.
AUGGGCAGCUACUUAUCUUUAGAAAUGUUCAAUUCUCCUUAUGCUAGAGCUGCAAUACUUGACAUGGGUAUUCAAUGGAUACUGUGUGCUAUAUCUACCAUACUGAAGACAGAGAAGUUCUAUGAUCUAGCAGGCAGUUCUACGUUUAUUUACUUAACUUGGCAAGUGUUGUCUUGGUCUCGUCAAUUUAAUACUCGCCAAGUUAUUCAGUCAUCAUGUAUCACUGCAUGGGCAGUUCGUCUUGGCCUCUUUCUAUUCACAAGAGUUCUUCGUGAAGGAGGAGAUAGCAGGUUUAAUAAAGUAAGAGAUAAGCCCUCAAUGAUGCUUUUAUUUUGGACUAUUCAAGGCGUAUGGGUUUACAUGACUACCCUCCCUACCCUCAUGUUAAAUACCUCGAAAAGGAACCCUCCAUUAGCCUGGAAAGACUAUCUAGGCUGGUCUAUGUGGACUGUAGGAUUUUGUAUUCAACUGAUUGCUGACUACCAGAAGACCAUAUUUAGAAGUAAUCCAGCAAAUCAUAAGAAAUUCAUCACAACUGGGUUAUGGAGCAUCGUUCGUUAUCCUAACUAUCUUGGUGAAAUAUUGUUGUGGUUUGGUCUGUACCUACCUGCAUCAUCCAUCAUGCAAGGCUGGCAGUAUCUCAGUAUUGCAUCCCCACUCUUUGUUGCUUUUCUCUUAACAAAAGUGAGUGGCAUUCCACUACAAGAAGCUCAAGCCCGACGAAGAUGGUCAAAUGAUCCAGUUUUCCAAGCGUACAAGGCCAAAACACCAAAGUUAUUUCCUGGUAUAUGGUGA